This is a messenger RNA of Dichotomopilus funicola, 813 nucleotides long. RefSeq names its product DNA damage checkpoint protein rad24. Gene Ontology annotation, cellular component: cytoplasm. The record is from RefSeq and is a predicted model, not a curated record. Gene Ontology annotation, biological process: intracellular protein localization; signal transduction. The transcript is spliced from 5 exons. NCBI's taxonomy places the organism in Eukaryota, Fungi, Ascomycota, Sordariomycetes, Sordariales, Chaetomiaceae. The coding region runs from base 1 to 813 and encodes 270 amino acids.
AUGGGUCACGAAGACGCCGUUUACCUCGCCAAGCUGGCCGAGCAGGCCGAGCGCUACGAGGGCACGUAUACAUGGUCACCGAGAAUGGUUGAAAACAUGAAGAUCGUCGCAUCUGAGGACCGCGAUCUUACCGUCGAGGAGCGGAACCUUCUUUCGGUCGCCUACAAGAACGUUAUUGGCGCUCGCCGUGCGUCGUGGAGGAUCGUCACCUCGAUCGAGCAGAAGGAGGAGUCCAAGGGCAACUCGACUCAGGUCGGCCUCAUCAAGGAGUACCGUCAGAAGAUUGAGGCUGAGCUCGCUAAGAUCUGCGAGGACAUCCUUAGUGUUUUGGACGAGCACCUCAUCCCCUCUGCUAAGUCUGGCGAGUCCAAGGUCUUUUACCACAAGAUGAAGGGUGACUACCACCGCUACCUUGCCGAGUUCGCUGUUGGCGACAAGCGCAAGGAGUCUGCCGACCUGUCCCUGGAGGCCUACAAGGCUGCGACCGAAGUUGCCCAGACCGAGCUGCCGCCCACUCACCCCAUCCGCCUGGGUCUUGCCUUGAACUUCUCCGUCUUUUACUACGAGAUCCUCAACGCACCCGACCAGGCCUGCCACCUGGCCAAGCAGGCAUUCGAUGAUGCCAUUGCUGAGCUUGACACAUUGAGCGAGGAGAGCUACAAGGACAGCACUCUUAUUAUGCAGCUCCUUCGCGACAACCUGACGCUCUGGACCUCGUCCGAGGCCGAGGCCCCCGCCGCUGCGAGUGGCGACGCUGCCCAGCAGGAAGAGCCGAAGGCUGAGGAGGCUGCGGAGGAGCCUAAGGCCGAGUAA